This is a messenger RNA of Malaya genurostris, 2743 nucleotides long. RefSeq names its product homer protein homolog 2 (gene homer). The record is from RefSeq and is a predicted model, not a curated record. Lineage: Eukaryota; Metazoa; Arthropoda; Insecta; Diptera; Culicidae. Gene Ontology annotation, biological process: regulation of store-operated calcium entry; G protein-coupled glutamate receptor signaling pathway. Bases 300 to 1448 code for a protein of 382 amino acids. The transcript is spliced from 8 exons. Gene Ontology annotation, molecular function: G protein-coupled glutamate receptor binding. Gene Ontology annotation, cellular component: cytoplasm; dendrite; plasma membrane.
ACUUCAUAUGAGUAGAAGAGACUAUUGAAAUGGAUGGAGAUGCUUACUAAUUACGUUUGCCAAGUUUCAUUAAAAUUCUUAAAUUACUAAACAAAUCAGUUUGCUCAUUGAAAUAAACAUAAAACAUAGGAUUUUUAAAGUGAUAUACGAUUUUAAUAGAAAUAUUCGAAAGCAGCUAGCUCUGCAUCAUGCGUGUGUCGAAAAAUAAGUUCUAAAUUUCUAAUAUUAAAAACUGCCAAACGAAUAUUAGCUUGCCGUUCAAUGUGUAUCUAAAUUAUUUAUUUUGACAAAUUCGCAAUAUGGGGGAACAGCCAAUUUUUUCCUGUAACGCUCAUGUGUUUCAUAUUGAUCCUAAAACGAAAAGGACAUGGAUAACAGCUAGCUCGAAAGCUAUAUCAGUUAGUUUUUUUUAUGAUUCAUCUAGAAAUUUAUACCGUAUUAUCAGCGUUGAAGGGAGUAAGGCGGUCAUAAAUUCAACGAUAACUCCGAACAUGACCUUUACACAAACGUCACAGAAAUUUGGUCAAUGGAGUGAUGUUCGAGCAAAUACAGUUUAUGGGUUAGGAUUCGCUUCGGAAGCAGAACUCGGAAAGUUUAUCGAAAAAUUUCAAGAAGUUAAAGAAGCGACAAAAAAUGCGUUAAAUAAAUCAUCAGCUAACGGCAAUUCCACUGUUACCUCGGCCAAUGCUUCUCCAGUUACUGCGCGAUCCUCAAUGUCUAAUAGUGACAGUUUUGAUCCGAAUACCAUUGAAGCCCCGAUUACUCCUGCUACUAAUGUGAGUAUGCCUAUAAAAACAGACAGUCCCUCACACCCAACGACCAACGAUGCUCUCAACAAUGUCAAUCCACUUAGUAGUGAUAUGAAACAAAUAUCUAUUAAUUCUUCAUCCGGCGAUGUCAUGACAACCACAACUACUGAACAGCAACUGAAAUAUGAAAAUGAACGGUUAAAACUAGCCUUAGCUCAAAGUUCUGCUAAUGCAAAAAAAUGGGAAGUAGAGUUAGCUACCUUGAAAAGUAACAAUAUUCGUUUAACGAGUGCUCUUCAGGAAUCGACGGCUAACGUGGACGAAUGGAAGCGUCAGUUACAUUCAUACAAGGAGGAAAGUCAACGUAUGAAAGCUCGUUAUCAGGAAUUGGAGGCCUCGAAAAGCGGUACUGUUGGCAGCAACAAUUGUGGGCCUAAUGUAGAAGGUACAGAAAUUACUGAUGAUCUUAGGCAUGAAAUUUCAUUACUAAAGAAUAGAAUCGAGGAUUUAGAAAAGGAAUUAAUGAAUCAAGAAGUUGAACUGAAGGCAGCGAAUAAAUGCUUGAAGGAAAGACAAAAUGAUUCAAUGAUCAAACAACUUACAUCAUUAUGCAAUCAGUUUGGAGUGAAUAUAAGCGAUCUAAGUGGGCUUCAAAAAGAAAUGGAAAAGGUUAUUCAGACCCAUCAUAAGACCACUUGAGAUUUAUACGUAAAGAAUAAUAUAUCUGAAAACACAUCUGAGAAAAACGUUUACAAAACCAGAUAUCUUGUGGAUGGUAAUAGCCAAAUCUUAUGUAAUAGUAAUUAUAACUCUAACAACAACGAUGAGAUUGGCACUAAAUUGGAUUACAAACUUCAUACACUUACUAAUACAUCCGGCAGUCACAGUAACACAUAUAAUCAAAUAGUUGCGACCAGUCCUACAAAGGAUACAAAAAAACGGACGCUUUCCAAUGCACCGAAAAGUAUGAUUCCUAAUAGAACUAACUCUGGUAUAGUUCUUAUUACCACCAAGUUGAAUCAGUCUGAUGAAAGUAAACUUAUUCAUUACAAUAAUAGCAGUAUUAGCAAUACUUUGAGUAAAACCAAUCUUGAAAUAUUCAAUACCGCUCAUAAAGCAAAAGAAGAUCCUUUUUUAUCACAAAAAAAAGCUGGUAUUGGAUUGGGUGAGCAACAACAGCAGUCGAAAACAGCGACCAUUUUGGUUUCAAAAACAAAAACAAAAACUGGACUACCGCUGUUGCUGAAAAAGUCCAAGUAGUACCAUAUAAAAUUUUAGCUAUGUAUGUAUAUUCAAACUCAGUUUUUUAUACUUGAUUUCUCUUUUGUAGGAUGUAAUAUAUUAAAAUCUCAUAUAGUAUUGGAUAGCAUUUAUUAUCACUUAUGAAAAUGGUGUAUAACAAAGCAUAGUAGAGGCGGAACGUUUUAAUAGAGUUUAAAAGUUGUAAGGAGGAAUAUAUUUAGAUAAAGUUGAAACCAUUUGAAUAAGACAAUUAUAUUUGACAUUUUCCAUAAAAACGAAACAAUUAUAAAAGUUUCAUUUUUUAUUAUAAGGAUAAUUAGGAAGUAUAUUUUACCAAAGAUUUGUUGUAAGAUUUUAUUUUUUCAAAUGAUAAACUGUAAUGACUCAAAUACUAGUAGUAUAUCGGAUAUAUUGCAAUAACAUGAUGUGUCAUGAGCCACCUGUGUAAUCUUACAGUUCGUUGCAAAUAAUAAUUCUGAAAAAAGGUUUUAUUUCAUCCUAGAUUCGUAACAGCACACAAAACUUGCGCAAAGCACUAGAAUCUGUAUUAUUUUAAAUGAUUUUUUUACGAAACUUACACUUCAUCGAAUAAAAAGCAAACGGUAACGAUUAUUAAAGCGUUUAGACACAUUUGAAGCAUGUAUUUAAAAAGUUUUCAUCUGUGAGAUAAAAACUUUCAUUUCUCAUACUCAUCAAGUAUUUAUAUUUAUAUUAACCGGAAGACGACUAAUAAACUAUUGUGUUAAAAUAAA